Molecule: messenger RNA, 2049 nt
Organism: Tripterygium wilfordii
Lineage: Eukaryota; Viridiplantae; Streptophyta; Magnoliopsida; Celastrales; Celastraceae
Product: FRIGIDA-like protein 4a
Exons: 3
Coding region: 156-1850 (564 amino acids)
Source: RefSeq, a predicted model, not a curated record
AAACCAAAACCAAAACCAAGACUAAAAAAUUCCAGUGAAGAGAUUACAGAGAAGAGUGCAUUGCCUUCUCGGACCUCCCAACUAGGGUUUCCGUUGUGGGACUUCCGAAGAUUCUUUUAACAAAACGGACGCUUCUGUUUUUCCCUAAUCAAUAAAUGGCGACGGAGGCAGACACCAAGGCGGACAGAGUACAGAUAUUCUUUCGCGACCUUGAGAACCAAAAGGUCGUUUUAUCAUCGUGCACGCAGCUAUUCACAGCACUAUCUAACCACUUUGCUUCUCUCCAAGACUCCCUCUCUCAGAGAUCCCAAUCAAUCGAAUCCAAAUUCCAAUCUCUGGAAUCCAAUGCCAAAGAAACCCUUGACUCUCUCUCCCUCCGCGAGAACUCCAUUUCCGGACGAGAGUCUGCCGCCACCGCCCGCAUCGAAGAGCAGAAGGAGGUGGUUAUAUCUGAAUUCCGAAACUCAGAUAAGUACGGUUGGCGGGAUUCCUUGAAAUCGUUUUGCCGGAAAAUGGACUCCACAGGGUUGGUGAAAUUCAUUAUCUCCAAACGCAAGGAGUCGGUAGCUUUAAGGGCCGAGAUCGCGCCUGCAAUAUCAGAAGCUGUGGACGCGCCUAGGCUGGUUUUAGAUGCGUUGGAAGAAUUUCUUGAGCAGAAAAGGGAGAAGGUGGGAGUUACGGAUAAGCGGUGGGCGUGUACGAUGGUUGUGCAGGCGCUUUUUGCGGAGGUGAAUAUGCAGUUAGACACGAAAAAGGCGCCGGACUUCUCCAGGAGCGUGGUGGGGAGGGCGCAGAGGAUUUUGAAUCAGUGGAAGGAGAUGGAUGGGGAGGGAGGAGGUACUGGCGGGAUCGUUGGGCCUGCGGAGGCGGUUACUUUCUUGCAGAUGGUGGUGGGCUUCGGGUUGAAGUCUUGUUUCGAUGAGGAUUUCUUCAGGAAGCUGGUGGUGGAGCACUCCGCGAGAAGGGAUAUGGCUAAACUCUUCGUAGCUUUAGGACUUGGGGAGAAAAUGACAGAUGUUAUUGAUGAACUGGUGAAGAAUGGUAAAGAGAUAGAAGCCGUGUAUUUUGCUUCUGCAUCCGGUUUGACAGAAAAGUUUCCUCCCAUUCCUCUUCUGAAGUCCUAUCUGCGGAAAUCCAGAAAGAAUGCAACCACUAUCUAUGGUGCAGCUGCAACGGAAGUUGAAUUGAAUUCUAUUAGAGCUAUCAUCAAAUGUGUAGAAGACCACAAGCUGGAAUCAGAAUUUUCCCUUGAAAGCUUAAGGAAGCGGAGUGGUCUGCUUGAGAAAAUCAAGGCAGAGAGGAAAAAAAGCUCUCAAGCUCCUGCUAGACCUCAAAAUAAGCGAAGCCAUGGUGCUAGUGUGGGGCAGGGCAGUGGAACACCUGCCUACUGUCCACCUAAAGCUGCCAAAUAUUCAAAUGCUCAUCCCUCCUUCAGCCGCAGGAACCCUGCCCUUCCUUCACACCAUAGCCCUGCUGCGAGGGAUUCUGGUCCCUACAACUACUCUCGCCAGACUAUAUACGAGGCGCCUACUGCAAACCCUUAUGCGUCAAGUUAUGGGGUACCCCACAAUCAAAGUCCUGCUGCGAGGGAUUCUGGUCCAUACCACUAUUCUAGCCAGAGUAUGUACGAGGCGCCUACUGCAAACCCUUAUGCAUCAAGUUAUGGGGUACCCCACAAUCAAAGUCCUGCUGCAAUUCCUCAGCAACACCAUACACUCCCCGUGGACAAUGUGGAUGGAGCUGGUUAUAGUGCUGGUGGUUCUUAUGGGAACCAGACAAGCUAUGGUGCAUAUGACUAUGGCUCAGCUGCUCUACCUACUUACGAACCUUCAUCGUACCAGCAGCAGUAGACAAAAUAGUAGCCAAUCGAAUAGGGGUUCCGUUUUGUAAUCUUCAGCAGUGUAUAAAUGCAUAUUUUUGGAUUUUCUUUGCAUCUUAUUCCAUGUGCCUUCUCAAAAAUCUAUCUAGUGUAAAAAUGUGUUCCAAGAUUCAACAUAUGUUGUUUUUUUUUUCCUUUUGUUUGGAAGUCUUAAGUUGAUUUGCUGAGGA